Messenger RNA from Ahaetulla prasina, 4385 nucleotides. It is a transcript of the gene TMEM139, whose product is annotated as transmembrane protein 139. Lineage: Eukaryota; Metazoa; Chordata; Lepidosauria; Squamata; Colubridae. The coding region runs from base 423 to 1085 and encodes 220 amino acids. The transcript is spliced from 4 exons. The record is from RefSeq and is a predicted model, not a curated record.
CCUUUUCCUUCACUGGCUUCCUGAUCAUUUGAGUAGCUUAGCCUGAAAGGCAGUAAAGAAAAGUGAAGAACAUUAAUAGAAGCUGAAAGACGACAGUUUUAUUUGAGAGGGAGGAAAAAAAAUCUAAGAAAGCUGAAGAGUUUGCAAUUACGUCUUCUCUCUGACUUUCUGAAACAGUGGUGAAGACAGGAAGUGUGAGAAGUUGUUGGAGUUGCUUUAGCUGGAGACAGUGGCAAAGGAGUUACUACGGCUAGCUGGACAUGACAGCAGGAGUCAAGAACACAUGGCUGGAUCUGCCAUAGGAUCUCCAUGCCUGGUUGGCUGUUGUGGGAAAAAUAAGAAGGGGAAGGAGUAUUAGGCAUCCAUACUACCAGCUGCUCUACCUUGUCCUGUCAACAACUGUUACUCCCACUUGCGUUGCCAUGUUGUCAGAGUCACGCUGGAGGGGUCUCCGCCAUACCUUGCUGGUGCUCUUCUCAGCCACCCUUCUCAUUGGCAUAACCAUGCUGGCCAUCUCCUCUGAAAUCAAUCCUGUUGGGGUUUUCUUUCUUGUAGCAGGGGGAUUGUGCUUGGUUGGCUACCUCAUUAGUGUGGCAGCUGAACAAUGCCUGAAGCAUCAGAAUGCAGGAGAAGAGGCCCAGGCAGCCCCACGAAGACAAAAUCACAAUGGAGACAACGCAACCUAUGAAGCACCAACAUAUGAGGAAGUAGUGGCUACUGGCUAUUUGUCAGAUUCAGCGCCCACAAUUUGGACCAUUACAUCUAGUCCUGGAAUAACCCAAGGAGAACCCCCUCCCUAUAGUGUGGUUAUUGAGCCUCCUGCCCAUGGAGAGACUGUGGUGGAGACAUUGAGUGUCUCAGUGGAGCCAGGUGCACGGCGGGCCUCCGAAACAGAUCUGCACUCGAGGUUGCGCCUCCGACUGUUCCUACCCCCAAGACUGAAACGCUUUGUCUCAGAUACUCAUGAACUCAAAGGGAGUGAAGAGCGUCUGGAACGCCUGGAGCCUCUCACUCCACCUCCUGCAUAUGAGAAUGCGACUGGUGAUGAAGUCUUUGAAGGACACUUUCAACCUUCAAAACCUUGACUGAAAGGCUGGAGAUUGAUAAACAGUGCCAGUAUUAACACAUUACUUCUUUCGAGCCCAUUAUCAGCUUGGUAUUGUAGCCUGUGCUACAUCUGAAGCAAAGUUUGUUUGCAAGGGCUUGGCUCUCUUAUAUGAAAAAUGCAUGCAUUGGGAAAAAUUGUAGACAUGCAGCCAUGGUAAGGACUCCUUUGCUUCCUUUGGAGUGGUGAGAGGUAGAAAGGUUCUUAGACAUUUCAUCUGAUAGGGUUAGACAUUUCCAAAGUCAUUCAUAUAUUCUUAGCAUUGAACAGUAGCUUAGGCUGCCGAGGAAGUGGAGAGCAAAAGACAGGUUGGCAUACCUGGAGGAGGCAGAUUGUAGACACAGAUUGUUAAUCAUUCUGCCUAGCUGAUAUAAACAGAAGUCUGGAGAGAGAUAAGAACAGGGCAGGUUAGAGAGGCAGUGAAAUAAAGAUAUUUUUUUUUUAAAGCAGGGAGUUGCUUUUAAUUUUUUUUUACUUAAAUUUCACUGAUAAGCUAGUCUAGGUCCAGGAAGAUUUUAAAAGAUUUUCCUGAAAAAAUUAAAAUCAGCCCAUAAAAUGCAUUACAAUGGUGAUGAUUCAUCUUAAAACUGGUUUCUCUUAUUUUCUGUGUCAUACUUGUCAUGAUAAGAGCAUUUAUAUUAGUCUGUGUUUUCUGCCAGGAGUAGGCGCUUUAUUCAAAUAUUUAUUUCAACAUUCUCCUGAAUGGAAGCUAACCGUAAUAAUGAACAACUUUCUUAAAAUCAAGUAGAGGCAAGUAGGGGUUCUGUAAUGCAGAGGACAGCGCCCAGAGGAUACUACUGAAGUGUCCCCUUUCUCUUAUUUAUUGAAACUGGGCUUGCUUUAUGUGAAUCACGAUAUGUACAUGUGGACUGUGGAGUAUUUCCUAUUAUGAGGAUAAUGAAACUGGUAUGGAUCUCUGUCACAACCUUAGAAUCUCUUAUGAUGAAAAUAAGCUUUUAUAUACAAACAGUUCAUACAAGCUGGUGCAAUAUAGUUUCCAAAGAAUUUAAUUAAACAUUUUCAAAUCCGUCUUUGGUAAAGAGAGCUAGUAAAUCAGAUUUCACUAAUUUUACCUGAAAUAGACACAACAUCAUAAGUGGUGACUACUCCACAUAAGUAUGAAAUAAAAUAAGCCUUGGUGGCAAAUUUAAAAUUCAAAUAAUACUUUAAGUUUUUCUAACAGAAAAGUCUGAAUAAUUUCCAGGUAUGUUCAAAAGAUUCAUAUCUGAAAAUUAUGUAUCAGCUGCUAAAAGCAGUAGUAAUAAGCAAUAAGUGUUACUUUUAUGGCUUCCACAUUGUUAAGGUGCAGAAGGAUGAAUUUUAUCACUAUUGUUUUAAAUAUGCAAAAUUGUAAAACAGAGUAUGCAAAACACAAUUAAUAGCUUGCUAGAUUUUAAAAGUAUAAAUCCAGCGCUGCCAAGGAAUACUCAAACAAAAUAAAACAUUUGAUCACAUAAAAUCUAUGGGCUGGUCUCUUGCAUCCGGAAUAACAAAUAAUGGAAGACGUUACCAUAGUUGAAUAAGUCUUUACUUUUCAAGCAAUGCACUUUUAGGAAUCCCUUGAAACAGACCAGCUACAUGAUUCCUGCGUCUAUUGGGUCAAGGGAUAGUCACGGAAGAAUAGAAUGCUGGAAACGGAAAACAGAACUUUCUAUUAAAAGAUAGUUCUUUCAGACACACUCAUUCCUGAAUAGAGGAAGAGGACUCAGCCCUAAUCUUCCAGUUUGAAUUAAUUCCCGAGUUGACAAUUCAUGAGUUUCACAUGCUCCAUAGCUCCAUGGGUUAUUCUAACUUUUCUUCAUGAGUUAUCUUGGGCAGUUAUCUUCAUGAGUUAUCUUGUGUUGCCAAACACAAAGACUUUCAACAGAAGAGAAUAUCUGUAGUCCAGGGUUGAACAGUGAAGUCCUUGGUACUCUGAGCUUUCUCACUUUUAACAACCUAUUUGGGCACAUUAGCAAAAAGGUGUCCCACCAAGCAGUUUUUAUCAAGUAUUGUGAACAUGACUAAGACUUGAUUUAUGCUGAAGGGAUUUGGGUAUAUGAAAAAUAUAAUAGCAGCAUUGUCCAAAACCUAUUUGCCAUUUAAUAGAAACACAACAAACAGUUCAGCACCAUAUCUAUAGCGUUUCUGAAGUGAGCACAAGGCAGACACUCUAAAGUCUUUCAGACACAGAGGUAUUGUACAUUUUUUUUAAAUCUAUGAUUACUGUGACUUGCAAGCUUCAGUUGCCAUUGCAUUUUUUGCCUUUAGUCCAAUUUUCAAACUGCAAGAAUUUGUACACUGAUUUUCUCUACUGAAAGUCAGUUUUUAUCCCCACCCCCACAACCCAGUAGAAUGCCAGAAACACAUUGUGUAAAUGGCUUGGGUACUGUGAGUGCAAUAACUCUCCAAGAACAAAAUGGCUCCAAAAUUUGCUGUGCUGGGAGAAGCAGAGGGAAAAAAAAAGAGAUAGCAACAAUUAAUGGUGGCUAGGAGGGCCUUCACAUAGCUUCGUAUUGAGUGUCAGUUACAGCCAUUUCUAGAUUGGGAGGCUCUGCUCACGGUCACUCAUGUGUGGUCAUUUCCCAGAUGGGUGUAUUGUAAUGUGCUCUCUAUGGGGGCUGCCCUUGAAAAGUAUCUGGAAGCUUCAGCUGGUGAGAACGCAGUGCUGCAGGCAGCUUUGUAUAUCUCUAGAAUGGUACACAUUACAUCUCUAUUCUCUACUCCACAAGCCGCAUUUGAUGGCAGUCUGCUUCCAGGUAAAGCUGGCUGGGGAAUUCUGGGAGUUGAAGUCCUCCAGGCUUAAAGUUGCCAAGGUUGGAGACCCCUGCUUUAUGACAUGGUAGUGGGUUAUUUGAGGGAACACUUCUUCCCCAUUGCAUUUGCCCAUCCCAUCAGAUCUGGAAGAAGAGAUACGUUGUAGGUUCUGUCUGGUAAAGAGCCCAAUCUGGUGGGAACCUAAAGACAGGCAUUUUCUGUCACAGCAUGCCCCCAGUGGAACAUCAUUACUCCCACCCCCUAUGUCAAGGUCAAGCUGGCUCAAUUCCUGCUAACUUUUUGCAAAUCCUUCAGAACUUGGCUAUGAAUCAGGACUGCAGGCUCUCAAGGGACUGAUGGGUAGUUGAGGUGGUGCCAUUCUGUUAGUAUCUGUUGCUCUCUCCUUGCCUUUUUAAAAAAAUUGUAUUAAUUUUUAAGUGUUGAUCUUUAUUUUUUAAAAAAUAUUGUGCACCAUCAAGAGUCACAUUUUGUGAGAUGGAUUAUUUUAUAAAUGUGAAUGAAUGGAUAAAUUAAAUUUAUAUGG